AUGCCGAAGAAGCCUGAUUCACAGCCUGCUGCUUUUGUUGGCUACCUACAGUUUAUGCCUUGGAGCGAGGGAUCAUCUUCUUCACAGCUCAAUGAGUCUCAACAAAUUCAAAUCAAAGAUCGAUAUUCAUACAAACAUGCUUAUGGUGGAGGGUCAAGCAGCUUUACUGGGAGCUGCAAGGCUGGAAAGUUUGUGGCCAAGAGGACUGGCGGCUUGGGUUACAAGCAAGAGGCAAAGUGCACCUCCACUGCCAAACAUGUGGACAAGGAGCUAGGGUUUACCACUGAGUGCCAGACCCAGGUGAAGUACAAGAUGUCCGUUUACCCUAACAAGACCCAAGUGAAAAAGUCUGCUUCUCCUAAGAAGACUCAAGCGAAGGUCCGGAAGUCUGCUUCUCCUUACAAGAGGGUAACCAAGUCCUACAGCAAACGUAUUGACUAUUAUUAG
Molecule: messenger RNA, 447 nt
Organism: Prunus armeniaca (apricot)
Lineage: Eukaryota; Viridiplantae; Streptophyta; Magnoliopsida; Rosales; Rosaceae
Source: the annotation of a GenBank genome assembly